CAAAAUAAUUUGGCGCAUCGAAAAUGUGGCGCUAGUUCCUCGGUGUGUCGCAGUUUGGUGACGUUUUCAGGCCGGGAUAAAGGCAUGCAAUGUCACGAAUAAACGCUUGGAGGCAGUGCAUGACAGCAAGUGUCACUUUUACUCUUCAGGGAAGUAAUUCAGAAGAACUGUUGAACUGCUGAGUUAAUUGUAUGCACUUCGUCGAUAGUUAGUGUAAUUCAGUACAGGGACAAGGUGUAAAGACUGUAGACUAGGUUACGAUGGUUCCCAACCACCGACAAACUCAUCCCCCGAACACCCCCAUAGUCCGCUCCGUAUGGCCUUUCAUAAAAAUGUACUAGUAGGCUACUAUGGAGUGCAUAACGUACCAUCAUGUAAGGUCGCCUUUGCCAACUUCUCCGUGGACAACGAAGUGCGCUCCAGCUUCAUCCAGCGGCGGCUGCGGAGCCAAGAGCGCAGGGAGAUGCAGCGGGAGAUCCUCUCCAUCCUGGGGCUGCCGCAUCGUCCGCGUCCGCACGUCCACACCAAACACAACGCUGCCCCGAUGUUCAUGCUGGACCUGUACAAUACCAUCUCUACAGACGCACAGCCGCCCGGAUACUCUUACUACAAGUCCGUUUUACCGACCCAAGUCUCCCCCGUGGUGACCCCACAGGACAGCCGCUUCCUAGAUGACGCAGACAUGGUGAUGAGUUUUGUCAAUCUUGUUGAUCAGGAUCAGGAUCUAUUGUACCAGCAGCACAGAAGAGAAUUUCGAUUUGACCUUUCCCGUAUUCCAGAGGGAGAGGCCGUCACAGCAGCAGAGUUUAGGAUUUUUAAAGAUUUCAUCCAGGAACGCUACGAGAAUGAGACGUUCAGAGUCAGUGUAUACCAGGUCCUGCAGGAGCCUCCAGACAGUGAAGUGGAGCUCUUGCUGCUGUACCAACGAGAAGUGUGGGCUGCAGAGGAGGGCUGGCUGGUCUUUGACCUGACCGGCACCAGUAAUCUCUGGUUGGUCAACCCUGAGCAGAACCUUGGCCUGCACCUGGUCCUGGAAGACAGCCACGGCCAGAGGAGGAACCCCCGGCUGGCGGGGAUGGUGACAGGCGGCGGACCUCAGGACAAGCAGCCCUUCAUGGUUGCCUUUUUCAAAGCCAAUGAGGUGCGCUUCCGCAGCAUCCGCUCUGCCCACAAGGGGCGCCAGUCUAACCGCUCCAAACCCCAGAAGACUGUCCAAGAUGCACUAAAGGCAGCGGAGGCUGCAACAGAUAACCUUGGCAUCACCAAAGAGGGAUGUAAAAAGCAUGAGCUGUAUGUCAGUUUCAGAGAUUUGGGAUGGCAGGACUGGAUUAUAGCUCCAGAGGGCUAUGCAGCGUACUACUGCGAGGGAGAAUGCGCCUUCCCUCUCAACUCCUACAUGAAUGCCACCAAUCACGCCAUCGUACAAACUCUGGUGCACUUUAUCAACCCGGACACGGUGCCCAAGCCCUGCUGUGCCCCUACCCAGCUCCACGGCAUCUCAGUGCUCUACUUUGACGACAGCUCCAAUGUCAUCCUCAAGAAGUACCGCAACAUGGUGGUCAGAGCCUGUGGCUGCCACUGACCGCUCGAAACCCCCUCCUGUGACUUCUGCAAUGAUGGAGGGACACUUGAAAAAAGGCAGAAGUGAAGGAACCAGAGACAAGAGAUGAUUGACUGGUUGGUCAUCAAGGAGCUUCUGCCACAGAACGAGCUUUAAUCUGGCGUACUGUUUUCCUGAGCAGCAGCUGAGCCUCCCAUGCAGGAUUAACCACUACCACAAACCAAUUAGAACCAUUGGCAACGGAGAAAGGUUGAACAAAGUUUGAGUACAAAAAGUGCACUAAAAGGACUCCGAACAAUGUUGAGUUACCUCACAUACUCAAAUAAAACAUUCAGUGCUAGAAACAGAGAAGUAAAAAGUUAUUUUCCCUAAUGUGCAGCACAUAUCUAUCUGCAUUUGAAUUCAGGCAUUGACCAUCAGGCAUCAGAAAAUAUAAAAUAUUGCCUGGGUUUAAAUCUGCAUUUGGUAACUGAUUUCACAGCUCAUAAAACUUUAAAUCUCCAUCUUCCUGUUGAACAACUGCACCUUUUGUUUUGGAACAGCUGCAUGAACUUAUGUCUGAUGAGGACUUUCUGUACUGGCGUUGAACUGGUUGUUCAGCAGGCCAUUUAAAACUGGUCAGGUGUAAAAUAUGUGGCAACUCACAUGUGUGCUGCUGAUGUAGAGGAACUCAGUGAAGAAUGACAGCUAAGAACUGUUAGCAGUGUGGGACUGAAAGGCCUGCCUAUAGUUUCCUGGUGCAGACAUACUGUAUAUCACCAGGCCUGUGAGAGGCAUGCGAUCUGCAAGAUGCCAGCAAAUCAUCUUCAUGAAUCAGGGUGUGCACCAUCGCCCCGACUUCAGCUGCCUUCUGGUGUCAGACCAGAGCUGCAGGUGGGCAAAGGAAAGCUGUA
Messenger RNA from Perca flavescens (yellow perch), 2454 nucleotides. RefSeq names its product bone morphogenetic protein 7. NCBI's taxonomy places the organism in Eukaryota, Metazoa, Chordata, Actinopteri, Perciformes, Percidae. Gene Ontology annotation, molecular function: cytokine activity; growth factor activity. The record is from RefSeq and is a predicted model, not a curated record. Gene Ontology annotation, biological process: BMP signaling pathway. Gene Ontology annotation, cellular component: extracellular region. Bases 317 to 1582 code for a protein of 421 amino acids. The transcript has 8 exons.